Molecule: messenger RNA, 788 nt
Organism: Triticum dicoccoides
Lineage: Eukaryota; Viridiplantae; Streptophyta; Magnoliopsida; Poales; Poaceae
Product: zinc finger CCCH domain-containing protein 14-like
Exons: 1
Coding region: 81-788 (235 amino acids)
Molecular function (GO): metal ion binding; mRNA binding
Source: RefSeq, a predicted model, not a curated record
GCAGUACUGCUGGUUGCCCCUUUGGCGAGGGUUGCCAUUUCCUCCAUUACUUCCCCGGUGGCCAGCAGGCUGUUGCAAAGAUGAGCAACCUGGGUGGCCAAGCAUUUGCACAUCCCCAAGGAAGAAUGCCCACAGGAUCUGCUGUUCCAGAUGGCCCCCCUACACCAACUGUCAAGACUAAAUUGUGCAACAAGUAUAACACUGCGGAGGGAUGCAAAUGGGGCGACAAGUGCCACUUUGCGCAUGGUGAGAGGGAGCUCGGCAAACACACGUUCAUCAACAAUUCCAUGCCACCCCAUAUGGGACCAAGGCCCACCGGUCACUUUGGACCUCCGGCAAUGCCGAGCCCUGCCAUGACCACCCCAGCAGGCUUCGGGGCUUCUUCCACAGCCAAGGUCAGUGUCGAUGCGUCCCUCGUAGGUGGCAUCAUCGGGCGGGAUGGAGUCAACACAAAGCAGAUAUCCCGAGUCACCGGGGCCAAGCUGGCCAUCCGGGACCACGAAUCAAACAAGGCCUUGAAAAACAUUGAGCUCGAGGGCACGUUUGAUCAGAUCAACAACGCCAGCGCCAUGCUCAGGGAGUUGUUCUUCAGGAUCAGCGGCGGCGCCAACACCCCUCCGCCGAGUGAGAACCUGGCCGGAGGAUAUCACCGCGGCGGCGCCGGUGGGCAGGGAAGGAACUUCAAGACCAAGCUGUGCGACAACUUCACGAAAGGAUCGUGCACGUUUGGCGACAGAUGCCACUUUGCCCACGGCGAAAACGAACUGCGCAAGUCGGCUGCCGCGUGA